CGUCGCUGCUGAUACUCGACAAAACAUAUCAUUGUUCGUUGCCAAAAUGUUGAUCGAAGAGUCUUACAAAGAUAUUGCUACCAAGGAUGGCGGAAACAUGCGUGUGUACACAUGGCACCCAACUGUGCCCAACUACCCCAAGGCCAAAUUUCCUGGUGUAGUUGUCUUCAGCGAGAUUUACCAAGUGACUGGACCCGUGGCCCGCUUUGCUAAGCAGAUUGCCGGCCAGGGCUACAUUGUUGCUGCUCCCAGUAGUUACCAUGAAUUCACCGGACCUGAACCUCUUGAAUAUGAUGGCCCUGGCACCGAUAAGGGAAACGACUGGAAGGUUGCCAAGAAGCUUGCAGCUUACGACGAGGAUGCCGAACUGAGUGUCUCGUUACUUCUGUCCCUCGAGACCUGCAAUGGCAGAAUUGGUGCAACCGGAAUGUGUCUAGGCGGUCACCUGGCAUACCGGUGUGCUCUGGACAAGCGUGUAAGCGCUGCUGUCUGCUACUUUGCUACUGACAUCCACUCCCAAACCCUUGGUGCUGGCAAGAACGAUGACUCUCUAGCAAGAGCCAAGGACAUUAAGGGCGAAUUGGUUAUGAUCUUCGGCAAGAAGGAUAAUCAUGUUCCUCCCGAGGGCCGUGACCUGAUUCGUAAGACACUGCACGAGGCAGGUAUCUGCUUCAGCUUCUUCGAGGCUGCCUGGGCUCAGCACGCCUUCAUUCGCGAUGAGUCGAGCAAGGGACGUUAUGACCCUGGGCUUACCAAGAUCUGCUUUGAGAUUCUCUUGGAACUCUUCAACCGCACGCUGAGAUCAGACCUUGGUCCCAGGGUUGGCGGCGAGCAGGAGAUUGAAGACGUUUGCUGAGUCUUCAAGUUGAUUGCAGGACACAACCUUUAUGUAGAUACCGAAGGAGAACGAUCGUAUCACGCUCGAAUGCGAGUCAGUGAGCAGAUGACAGAUGCGACCUACAAGCACAAUUGCCUUGCAAUGGUAAUGGAAGCAGCAACCGAGUGAAAGAAUUCAUCAGUACCCCUGUAUACAGUGUUGCAAAUUCUAGCAAUCGGUUGGCCUCGACUUCCUUUGCUUGGAACACGCUGACUCGAUUAUGAAUAUAUUUCAAGUAGUGAAGGUCAGGAUAAGAAGGUUGCGAGACUGAACAUGUCGAGUGUCUUGAGCGUUGUUGCUCAAUCGAGUUAGUGCGAGCUUGCCGGCUCUUGGCACACAAGCCGACGCUCGCCCACCGAUAUUCAACUUUCGACGCUCCGCUCCUUCUCUUUUCUCUAGACGCG
Molecule: messenger RNA, 1281 nt
Organism: Aureobasidium subglaciale EXF-2481
Lineage: Eukaryota; Fungi; Ascomycota; Dothideomycetes; Dothideales; Saccotheciaceae
Exons: 5
Coding region: 47-856 (269 amino acids)
Molecular function (GO): hydrolase activity
Source: RefSeq, a predicted model, not a curated record